GUCCUUAGCUCACAAUUAUCAGAGUGGACUCCAGGUAAGGAAGAGAUUGUUCACCAUUAUUGGAGCCGAUUCAGGGUAGCAGCAAGGUAGCAGUUUCUGAUUCCAAAGAAAUUGUUCACCUGUCAUUGACAUUCCAUCCCACGCGUUUCCAAGCAGUAUCGACUCUUCAGGUAUCUGUACUUCAGGCAGCAAUUUUCCGCACCUACGCAGGUACCUGUGAUGACAGCGUCACUGAGUCUCCAAGUUCACGUGCGCCUUCCCUAGGCCUGACCGUCGUUGGACGAAAUCCACUGAUCGCUGUCGUAGGCUUACCGCCGGUAAAACACGGCACCUAAGCAUAUAAUAUUAAUGUGCGCGAUGGCUCCAAGGAAUAUCUUCUUACUAGCCGUCGUCGUACCGUGUCUGCUGACGCUGCCAUUCGCGGCUUUCGUAGCUGCUCAGGACGAUGGCGGAAACAGCGGCGGAACUUACGGCGGAGGAACCGGAGGAGAAGGAGGAUAUGGCGGUGUAGCGUGCGAACCGUCUUCUUUGCCGGAUUACCAGUACUCCGUCAAUUUGAAAGCUGGCAGUCUCAUCCUCCACUGGAAGGUCGUCAACUCAACGACCGUCAACUUCGCCGCUCAAGCGCUUGCCGGCCCGGCUGCAGCCGGCUGGUUCGCCGUCGGGUGGUCGGAGUCGUCCGGCAAGAUGGUGCCAGGAGAGGCGGUGAUCGGCAAUCUGCCGGGCGGCAAGAUGGGCGCCUACUCCCUGGGAUACUACGCACUGGAUGCGGUCGUUCCCACCACGAAUUUCAGCAUUGGGCGCGCUGGGAGCGACGCGCUGCUGACCAAGAAUUCGGACAAGUCGUUCAUUAUGAGGUUUUCGCGGUCGAUCAAUGACGGCAGUGUGAAGGUGCUCCUGAGGGGAGUCAACUACAUGAUCUGUGCCUUCUCCGAUGGCUCUCAGACUCUCACACCGCACCCCCGAACCAACCUGGCAUUCCUCUCUGUGGACUACAGCUGCCCCUCUUCCACCGGCAGCAGCGCCGGGUCAUCGUCUCAAUUCAAUGGCUCUCCCAGCCAGCCGUCCUCCCUGCCGGGCUACACGUGGUCCGUGCAGCUCAGCAAGAAUGCCUACGUCCUGCACUGGGCAGUCAACAGGGAUAACACAGUGAGCAUGGCAGCGCAGGUGGCCACCUCGGGGUACAUCGGGGUGGGCUUCUCAAAGGAUGGCAAGAUGAGCAACUCGGACGCAGCCAUUGGGAACUUGCCACCUGGCACGCUGGCCAAUGGGGCGGCGGUGGGGCCGUAUUACAUGGGCGGGCAUGACUUGGAGUCGGUGCAGCCGACCGCCUUGUGGAGUGUAUCGAAUACUUCUGUUACAACUGCUGAUGGAUACACUAUAAUGAGGUUCACUCGCAGCAUGGGGAUGGGCCAAGUGCCCAUCAACGCGUUUGGCCCAAACACCAUCAUCUGGGCCUACUCGCCCGAUGGCUCCACGGCUCUCGCUGACCAUAGGAGCAACUACGGGACUGCCACCAUCGACUUUGUGAAGGGCACAGUAUCAGCGGGCCACGGCAGCAGCACAGCGGCGUACAUCGCCCACGGGGUCCUCCUCGCCCUUGCCUUCGCCCUGCUCAUGCCCCUCGCCAUCCUCCUCGCCCGCCUCCUCCUCGCUGACCGCCCCCACGGGGCCCUCCUCAACCCUAACAGCACGGCAUACAUCCCCACCGAUGCCAAUGCGUACACCAAUGGGAACGGGAACGGAAAUGCCUCACCAGCGCAGCAGCAGCAGCAGCCGGCAAAGAAUCUCCGGCCGCUGGGGUUUCAGCUGCACCGUGGGAUUCAGCUGUUGGCUCUAGUGGUUGCAGUCGUGGGGAUGAUUGUGAUCUUCGUGCAGGUGGGCUCCAAGGGGCUCAGCUGGAAGCAUGGGCAGGUGGGGCUGGCGGCGGUGAUUCUCGCGCUGCUGCAGGGCGUGGUGGGGUUCAUACGGCCGGACAAGUCCGCGCCAAGCCGCUUCAAGUGGCUCGUGGCGCACUGCGUGAUCGGAGCCACCACAAUUGCGCUCGCAUGGGCGGCUAUUUUUCUCGGCAUUGACCUGUACCACACCAAGUUUAUGGAAAACGUCACGUGGUGCUACUGGGUUUCCGGCGUGUGUGUCGGCAUUUUUGGGCUCGCGUACCUUGUCUUGGUCAUUCCAGACAGCAUCCUUUCGUUAACCACACCUAAGCAUAGUGGCAACACUGGAAAGGGCUCAGCUGGUGUAUGAAUCACGUCACGGGGCUUGUGGAGUAGGAUGUGUUGUUUGUGUACAUCUCUCUACACUCGAGAGAGCAAUGUUAAUUCUUCAUGUCUUCUUGAGAGUCAUACUAUACUUCUCCUUUUGAGUGAGGCAAUAAUAUGGUAGGCGCAAA
Molecule: messenger RNA, 2392 nt
Organism: Closterium sp. NIES-67
Lineage: Eukaryota; Viridiplantae; Streptophyta; Zygnematophyceae; Desmidiales; Closteriaceae
Source: the annotation of a GenBank genome assembly